AUGAACCCCCAGUGCGCCCGCUGCGGAAAAGUCGUGUAUCCCACGGAGAAAGUCAACUGCCUGGAUAAGUAUUGGCAUAAAGGAUGUUUCCAUUGUGAGGUCUGCAAGAUGGCUCUGAACAUGAACAAUUACAAAGGCUAUGAAAAGAAGCCCUAUUGUAAUGCACACUACCCAAAGCAGUCCUUCACUACAGUGGCAGAUACACCGGAAAACCUUCGCCUGAAGCAGCAAAGUGAAUUGCAGAGUCAGGUCAAGUACAAAAGAGAUUUUGAAGAAAGCAAAGGGAGGGGCUUCAGCAUUGUUACAGACACUCCUGAACUACAGAGGCUGAAGAGGACUCAGGAACAAAUCAGUAACGUAAAGUAUCAUGAAGAUUUUGAAAAGACGAAGGGGAGGGGCUUCACACCUGUUGUGGAUGACCCUGUGACUGAGCGAGUCCGGAAGAACACCCAGGUUGUCAGCGAUGCUGCCUACAAGGGCGUCCACCCUCACAUCGUGGAGAUGGAUAGGAGACCUGGCAUCAUCGUUGACCUCAAAGUUUGGCGCACAGAUCCUGGCUCCGUCUUUGACCUUGAUCCCCUCGAAGAUAAUAUUCAGUCUAGAAGUCUACAUAUGCUCUCUGCCCCUGUUCUCCCUGGAGCCUACCAACAAAGCCAUUCUCAAGGCUAUGGGUACAUGCACCAGACCAGUGUGUCGUCCAUGAGGUCAAUGCAGCAUUCACCAAAUCUAAGGACAUACCGAGCCAUGUACGAUUACAGUGCCCAGGAUGAAGAUGAGGUCUCCUUCAGGGACGGUGACUACAUUGUCAACGUGCAGCCCAUCGACGAUGGCUGGAUGUACGGCACCGUGCAGAGAACUGGGAAAACGGGGAUGCUGCCAGCCAAUUACAUUGAGUUUGUUAAUUAAUUAUUUCUCCUUGCCAUUUGAGCUUUAUUCUAAUGUAUUCUAAACCUAAUCUUUUUAAAAGAUAGAAGAUACUUUUAAGACAAUUUGGUAGUUAUUUUACAAUGAUCUGUCCUUACUUUUGACAAUUAGACACACAGGUACCAGGAAGAAGGAAUGAGUUCUGGGCUGAAAAACGGCAGCACUUUCAGUAAUUCCUGCAAACACAAUAAUUACAUCUGGAGACCUGGUGCUGCUAAUUGUAUUAAUGGUUUCCUUUGAUUGGCUAUUGAACCCUCCUGGGAAAUGUAUUUAUGUAGACUUUAAUAGAGAUGUUGAUUGUCCCUUUAAAUGUAACAAGUAGAUGAAAUGUCUUAGCUGUCACUUUGGAAUCACCAGAAGCCAACUCCCUUAAUCCAGUAAUGCAGCCGAUACUUAAAAAAACUGUUUAGCUUUUUAGUUGUUAGGCAAUUUCCUAAUAUAAAAGGAAGUUGCUUAAUAUAAUAAAUGUAAGCAGAGGCAGAAUGACAGUCUGGUUAAAAUUAUAUUGACCAGUGGCAUUAGGGACCUAGAAACUUCUACUCAGAGAAAUUUCCUUGUUCCCUAGCCCCACGUGGGUCUAUUUAUUUCUCACUUGUACCAAGUCAUUAUCCUACUCCAUUUACAUUCUAUGAACCCAAGUAUAUACUUGAGUCCACAGAAUGUCAGGACCAAAUAACUUCACAGCUACUCUGCAAAGGGCAGAUUUUAAUAUCAUCUAUAUAAUUUCCCGAAUAGCCUUUACCCUGUUGCAUGUCAUGUAGGUUCAAGCUUCUGUAACAUAGGCAGCUGCACUGCCCAUUCCUGUUAUGAAAGCAGAAAAAAAAAAAAAAUACAGCUGAUAUCUAAAAGGCUUUUCCUCUAGUAGCCAGCUCAUCAGAAACAAAACAAAACCUAUUUUGAAAAAUCGCUUGAGAGUCUUCUGCUGCAUUGCACUCUAGUUUGGAAGGAUUUACACCUUAGGAAAUAGAUGUAUACUCUAUAAAUAAGUGAUUUAGGUGUUUACUAGACAGCUUUCAUUAACACUGUUGUUUAUUUGA
This is a messenger RNA of Loxodonta africana (African savanna elephant), 1961 nucleotides long. RefSeq names its product LIM zinc-binding domain-containing Nebulette. Lineage: Eukaryota; Metazoa; Chordata; Mammalia; Proboscidea; Elephantidae. Gene Ontology annotation, cellular component: focal adhesion. Gene Ontology annotation, molecular function: actin filament binding. The transcript has 8 exons. The record is from RefSeq and is a predicted model, not a curated record. The coding region runs from base 1 to 906 and encodes 301 amino acids.